This is a messenger RNA of Zalophus californianus (California sea lion), 937 nucleotides long. Its product is annotated as small EDRK-rich factor 1-like. NCBI's taxonomy places the organism in Eukaryota, Metazoa, Chordata, Mammalia, Carnivora, Otariidae. The coding region runs from base 1 to 270 and encodes 89 amino acids. The transcript has 2 exons. The record is from RefSeq and is a predicted model, not a curated record.
AUGGUGGGGACGACCGUUGAGCAUGCUAGGAGGCCGUUGCUUUCCCGAGGGGCUCUCUUCCAGGCUCGGUCCGGUGUCAGCACGGCCCGAGGAAAUCAGCGAGAACUUGCCCACCAGAAAAACAUGAAGAAAUCCCAGGAAAUUAGCAAGGGAAAAGGAAAAGAGGAUAGCUUGACCACCUCUCAGAGAAAGCAGAGAGACUCUGAGAUAAUGCAACAAAAGCAGAAGGCAGCUAAUGAGAAGAAGUCUAUGCAGACGAGAGAAAAAUGAUGACUAUUCGGAAAAACCUGGGUGUUAUUGCUAACUAGGUGUAUCAUAAGCUCUAAGGUCAAAAUUUUGUGGAGCAGUCAUAUGUUAUAUCCUUAUAAAACUAUUUUAAACUUUACCUUUCAGCUUGACUUAGUGUAAUGUUUCAGAACCAUUCUUCAAAGAAAAAAGACUAACCACUCAUGUGAAAAAAAAAUAAUCAACAUACCAAGUUUACAUAUUUUGGGGUCAUGUAUUUUGCUCCCCAUCAGAAGCAAAGGGGGCAGACAACUUUGGGGGUAUCCACUGUUCAAUUAAUUUGUGGUUCUAAUGCCGUGGUGGCCGACGUAAGUAAGCAAACCAAAUCCAAGUCUCUAAAUGCCUCAAGGUCAUGAAAUCAAAGCGAGAGCGACAAUCACAAAGCCAACCAGGCUUAAGCCAUAGCCAAGUAAAUGAUUUCCCGUCUUUGCUCUGCACUUUCUCUAAGUCCUGCCCCCAGCUCCUGGCAGAGCGCUCUAACCACUUCCUGCUUGGUGCUGUGCCAGUCCAAACAAUUUUUGCUCAAAUAAAUUCUUAAAAAUGCCUCUUUUUUUUUUUUUUUUUAAAACACAACCUCACAACCUGGACAAGAAUCAACGACCUUUUUAUUUUUCUGGGGACUAAGCCUCAUCCAAAUGGGGCCAAGGAGGUA